Molecule: messenger RNA, 1487 nt
Organism: Schistosoma margrebowiei
Lineage: Eukaryota; Metazoa; Platyhelminthes; Trematoda; Strigeidida; Schistosomatidae
Source: the annotation of a GenBank genome assembly
CUCAGGUGAUGAAAUGCGUGGCGCGUUUUCAUACUUUCCAACAAGUUUACACUCAUUCAUAAAGGUCUAUUUUUUGGGCGAUUAUUUUAUUUUCCUAACAUUAGAAAGUUCACCAUUCAUAUCGUCAGACAACUGAAUUGCACCUGUCACGUUAUUUCGUAUACAAGGUGAUCGUCAGGUAAUUGUGAACUCAGUGCAUAACUUAGUAUUCAUAGCAAACGUUUACAUUUAUUCAUUGAUUUGAAGAACGAUUAGUUCACUAAUGAAAACAUCUAUAGUUCAGCAGCCUGUCGGUCUGGUACCCAAUACAUACUAUGGCCCACAACCUGUCUCUUCAGCAUGUGAUAUUUGCAUGAAUAAGAUUACUACAACAGUUCAGUACCGUAAAGGAGUAUGUACUUGGAUGGCUUGUACUGGAAUAACAUUAAUUGGCGGUAUAUUCGGAUGCUGUUUAAUACCAUUUUAUGUGAAUUCAUGCAAAGAUGCUUAUCACAGUUGUCCAGAAUGUGGAACAUUACUUGGAGUUUAUAAACGUAUCUAAAAUCUAUCACCGAUUGCUACUUCUUUUUUUUUCACAAAACGUUGUUUUCUUUCUUCCCCAUUUGUUUCAAUCUACUGAGCUUUUUGUAUAAAAUAUAAGUGAAAAUAAAACCAUAUUAAAUUAUCUUAUAUCAAUUUAAUGAAUGUUUAUCUUAAUUUCUCAACUUUUAUAAUUUUCCUAUUAUUCACAUUACUCAGUAUUGUCUGUAUUCCUGAAGUUUUAGUUUUAGUUUUAACUUCCAUAUAUACAAUAUAUUUCAUAAUUACACAAAAAAAUGUACACAAAUAAGAAAAACAAUUUCUAUCCUAUUUUAUCUAACUUACUAUAACAAUGUACUCUGUUUUGAUAUGAUCAAUUUAAACCGCUUCAUAUACAAGUGUUGUGGUAACACUUUUCAUUUUUUUUUUAUGAUCACUUCUUUCAGUCGUUGUUUUAUGACUUUCAGCUAACUAUUUUCAUAAUAUGUGUGUUACCUAUUAUUACAUCUAUCAUUUUGAAUAUAAUUUUUAAAGAAAAAGCUAUUGCAUAGAAUACUAUAUAUAUAUAUAUAUAUAUAUAUAUAUAUAUAUAUAUAUAUAUAUGCAAGUUGGAUUUCUUUUCAAGAGGAAAAACAGAUUGUCCUUCUACAUAUGUACAUCAGCCGAUACACUACCAUUGUUUAUCUUAUUUUUAAAACACAAUUAUAUGAACGAAGAAUAUUCUUUUCAAUUAUUUCUCAUCAGGUCAAAAUAAAUUUAUAUAUUUAUUAAAUGUUUAUUUUGACAGAGUACCUUUACUGUGUAACACAUAUUGCCGGAUAUUAUAUUACUUUUGUUGAGUCUCUUAAUGUAUAUAAAAAAACAACAUGUUUUAUUACGCAGAAAUAAGUAAUAUUUAUGUGAAAACUUUUACGAUUAUUUUUAUUUGUACCUUAUGAAUGUGAAUGAAUAAAGUACUUCAAAUAAAC